AUGUCUGCGCCGCCACCACCACAGCAGGGCGGCAUGCCCAUGCCCAUGCCAGGCCCGGGCCAGCAGCCCACGCCCGAGCAGAUUGCGGAACUGCAGCGCCGAAUCACAGAGGACGCGGCAAAGGCCGGCAUGACGGUCCCCGAAUUCAUCGAGCACAUCAAGAGACAGCGUAUGCAGGCCAUGCAGCAGGCCCAGCAGCAGCACCAGCACCAGCACGGCGACGGCAACGACCACGGCCACUCGCACGAUCACGAUCAGGACGGCCACGGCCACGCGCACCCUCACCAGCAGCAGCAGGGCCAACCCCAGCCCAUCACACCGGGACCUCCCAACCCCAAGGCCAUUGCGCUCGCCAAGUUUCUGCGCGGCCAGGACAUGAAGCCUCGCACAGUCAUUCUCAACGGCGAGCGCAAAGACAUGUUCCGAGUCAAGCGUGCGCUGCGAACUCUCCAGUCCCCCGCCUACGAAAAGGCCCGCAAGAAGAACCCCCUCUUGCCCGAAAUCACCGACCGCGCAUCCCUCGAAAACACCUUCAAGCUGCUGCCCCUCAGCAUGCUCGCUCUGCGAGUCUCCCAGAUCGAGCCCGCCCUGGGCCCCAACGGCAAGAAGCCCAAGCGCGUCAAGGGCCAGUGGAACGUGCGCAUCGAGCAGCAGCAGGAGGCCCAGGACGAAAUGUACUACGUGUGGCUGUGGGAGGGCAGCCAGGUCAAGCGCCAGGUCUAUGCCGCCCUCGCCCUCGUCGCCAUCUUCGCCAUUGUCCUGUACCCUCUCUGGCCGCUCAAGCUCCGCCAGGGCGUCUACUACCUCAGCUGGGGCAUGCUCGGUCUCCUCGGUCUCUUCUUCGCCAUGGCCAUUUUCCGCGUCAUCCUCUUCUGCAUCACAUACUUUGCCGUUCCGCCCGGUCUGUGGCUGUACCCCAACCUCUGGGAGGACGUGUCAUUCAUGGACAGUUUCCGACCCGUCUGGGCCUGGCAUGAGACUGAGAAGCCCAAGAAGAAGAAGAAGCGCACGCAGGCUGGCGCGGCCAACUCGACCAUGGCGGCCGCUACUGGACAAGUCGCACCCACGAGCGCCACCACGACCGGCACCGAUACCCAGAUCAACACGGGAGCUCAGCAGCGCUACGUGGCCCCCAAGGUGGAGGAGCUGCAGGACGACGAGUAA
Akanthomyces muscarius is the source of this 1164-nucleotide messenger RNA. RefSeq lists its product as uncharacterized. NCBI's taxonomy places the organism in Eukaryota, Fungi, Ascomycota, Sordariomycetes, Hypocreales, Cordycipitaceae. The transcript is spliced from 3 exons. Gene Ontology annotation, cellular component: endoplasmic reticulum membrane; endoplasmic reticulum. The record is from RefSeq and is a predicted model, not a curated record. The coding region runs from base 1 to 1164 and encodes 387 amino acids. Gene Ontology annotation, biological process: post-translational protein targeting to membrane, translocation.